Molecule: messenger RNA, 1854 nt
Organism: Thermothielavioides terrestris NRRL 8126
Lineage: Eukaryota; Fungi; Ascomycota; Sordariomycetes; Sordariales; Chaetomiaceae
Exons: 3
Coding region: 134-1615 (493 amino acids)
Source: RefSeq, a predicted model, not a curated record
GCUUGCAGGUUUCGCAGCCAGACUUGCAGGCUUCUUUGAGCUCCCACCCUCCGCUCCGUUGCUAAUCAUCAGCAACCACCAUUCUUGUCGCCGUUGUUUUUUUUAAUAAACAUCUAAACCACCACCGGGCAUCAUGAGCGCAUACGACGCGAUAGAGACCGUGGAUCCCGCCCAGCACCAUGUUGCCGCCUUGCAGGUCUGGUAUAACCUGAACCGCGAGCGGGCUCGCAUUGAGCAGGAGCUCGCCGUCAGCUACGAGGCCCUGAUUAACCGUUACCGCGAGAAAUGUGCCGAGUGCGACCGUGAGAAGCGUAACGCCAUGCUCUGGGAGAAGGAGCAGCGCAUGGCUGAGAGGGAGCUCAAUGGUCUUAAAGCCGCUGCAGAAUCGUCGCCCUUCGCCUUUGUCGUUAUCGAUGGCGAUGGCGCUAUCUUCCGGGAGGACCUUAUUGCCCGUGGCGAGGAGGGCGGCAGCCAGGCUGCGCAUGAGCUACAUCAACAACUUAAGGCAUACUUCCACGAGAACCCUCAUUUCUCCAGCAUUGACACCAUUUUUGUCCACGUGGUACUUAGCGUCGACGGCCUGUCGAGGGCUCUUCACGCCUCGGGCACUCUGCCCAUCACUGACCACGCCAUCUUGACCAAAUUUGGCCGCGGCUUUUGCCGCGCACAGCCCCUUUUCUCCUUCACUGACGUCGGCUAUGGCAAGGAGCAGGCCGAUCAUAAAGUCCGCAAACUCUUUGAGGUCAUGGAGAAGAAUAUCCAGUGUCGGUGCCUCAUCCUGGCCGGCUGCCACGACAAUGGCUACGCCACCUUUCUCGAGUCCUUCCGCAGCAACCAAAAGAUCUGCCUCCUCGAGACCACUCCACCGGCUGCCGAUUUCAGAAAGCUAAGCUUCAAGCGUGUUUUCUUCCCCUCCGUCUUUCGCUCCGAGCCCCUGCCGGCCAGGUCCAUAGCCCCUCCUCAAUACGCGCCAGCUCCCACGGCAGCUCCUCGCUAUCCGGGUUCCGCGGGCUCUCCUCCCCCUGGCUUCAAUGGCGAGCUGGGCAUUGCCAGCCUGCCCAGCCCUGCCCCAACGGCAUCGCCUAAACAGGCACCCCCGGCUUCGCUCGUGGCCAGCAAGCCCGACGGUCAGCCGAGCAGCUAUGCGGCGGUGGGGCGGAGCAGCGCUCCCAUUACCAUCAACAUCGCCAGCCAAAAGAAGCCAGCCGCCUCUCGCCCCUACUACCAGCUCAACAAGGAUGAUGAACGGGUGGAUGUUCCACUGCCUAAGCCGGACCCUAAUGCCGUCAAGUCGCUCGAGGACCGUAUGCACGCCAACGGGAAGAACUUUUGCAACAGAUACUACUUGAUGAACAGCUGCAAGAGCGCCAACUGCAGUUUCUACCACGGCGACCGCUUGAGCCCCGCCGAGUUGCUUGUGCUUCGCCACAAGACGCGGAAUCUUCCUUGCGGCGCCGGCCGCUCGUGCCGCGAGAUCUCGUGCAACCUCGGCCAUCAUUGCGCGAACCCAGGUUCCUGCUAUUUCGGAAACAACUGCCGCUUUGCCGACAUGCAUGGCAUGGAUAUUAAACCGACGAUUAAGAUCUACGAAGAUGGCACCCGCGAGAUCCUUUAGGGACAUGAUUUGGCGGGGUUGCUUGAUGCCGCGGUACGAGGCUAGGAACAAGUCUUGCUUAGCAUAUUCCCUGCUUGUUUCACACAGCAGCCCAAGCUCAUGCCAGGUCCCCGGCGUUACGGUUAGUCUUAGCUAUCUCGGGCUGCUUGUAGCUCAAGGCGGGGUUGAGGAGAAGAGGGCCGGGAGGAGCCGUCUUUAAAUUUUAUUUCUUUUCCAUGAUCGGUUAACCUUGGCCGUUG